GGGCCUCUGGCAUGCGAGAGAGUUGGCGGGGGCAGCCGGGCCGGCCGGUGAGGUGGGCUGCAGGACACGGGGCGUUCAUGUCGGAGCGCUGUCCUGAGCCCGGGGCCAGCCAGCUGGAGCGACCUUGUCCUGGAGGGGAGCAGGGGACUCCAGGGAUUUUCCAGGAGGACCUCAGAAGAAGGAACAGCCCUGCCGCCUGCAAACAGGUUAGACUCAAGGGCCUCCCAGCAGCAGCUUCCGGAUGAGGUCCCCAGAGGCCGCUGACCGAGGAACCGACUGGAAAGCCCGAAGAGCCAAGUGCCCGUCCAGCACCGGCCCCGUUCCUGGGUGACCCCGAUCAGUCACCUCGCCACCCUGGGCCUCAGUUUCCCCAUCUGGAAGAUUGUGAGGGAGCCGGGGGAUGCACCGUGUUUCUGGGGUCUGAGCGGUGACUGAGAUGCUGCCCCAGAGGAAGCACUGGCACUCCAUGGGGAAGGGCCUGGUCCUCGGGGUCCUGCUGACCAGCUUCAUGCUGCUGCUCUACUCCUACGCUGCCCCACCCCUGAACGUCGGCGUGGCCGAGAGCGUCUCCGCGUCCCCCUCUUGCCCUUCGUCGCCGGCCCGGCCGCCGGCCAACGCCACCGGCCGCUCCUGCCGGCCGAAGCUGGACGUCGUGUUCAUGAAGACGCACAAGACGGCCAGCAGCACCCUCCUGAACAUCCUCUUCCGCUUCGGCCAGAAGCACGGCCUCAGGUUCGCCUUCCCCAACGGGCGCAACGACUUCGACUACCCUUCUUUCUUCGAGCGGGCCCAGGUGCGGGAUUACCGUCCCGGGGCCUGCUUCAACAUCAUCUGUAACCACAUGCGCUUCUGCUACGACGAGGUGCGGGGGCUGGUGGCCCCGGACGCCGCCUUCGUCACGGUGCUGCGGGACCCGGCCCACCUGUUCGAGUCGUCCUUCCAUUACUUCGGGCCGGCGGUGCCCCAGACUUGGAAGCUGGCUGGGGAGGACAAGCUGGCCAACUUCCUGCAGGACCCCCGCCGCGCCUACGACCCCGACGGCUUCAACGCCCACUACCUCCACAACCUGCUCUUCUUCGACCUGGGCUACGACAACGAGCUGGAGCCGGACAGCCCCCGGGUGACCGAGCACAUCCUCGAGGUGGAGCGCCGCUUCGGCCUGGUCAUGCUGCAGGAGUACUUCGACGAGUCCCUGGUGCUCCUGCGGGACCUGCUCUGCUGGGAGCUGGAGGACGUGCUGUACUUCAAGCUGAACGCCCGCCGGGCCUCGGACGUGCCCCGCCUGUCCGGGGACCUGUACCGCCGGGCCGCCGCCUGGAACGCCCUGGACGCCCGCCUCUACGACCACUUCAACGCCACUUUCUGGCGCAAAGUGGAGGCCUUCGGGUGGGAGCGCAUGGCCCGGGAGGUGGCGGCCCUGCGGCGGGAGAACGAGCGCAUGCGCGGCAUCUGCAUCGACGGCGGGCGGGCCGUGGACGCGGCCGCCAUCCAGGACUCGUCCAUGCAGCCCUGGCAGCCUCUGGGGGCCAAGUCCAUCCUCGGCUACAACCUGAAGAAGCGCAUCGGCCGGCGCCACCGCCAGCUCUGCCGCAAGAUGCUGACCCCCGAGAUCCAGUACCUGACCGACCUGGGGGUCAACCUGUGGGUCACCAAGCUGUGGAGCCGCAUCAGGGAAUUUCUCCGGUGGUGAUGCCCGCCCCCGCCCAGACCGGCUUCCGUGGCCCCGGCGGACGGCCGGGCCGCCGGCCUGGGAUCUUCGCCGAGAUAGAGGUAGGCGAGUGGGAGGGCCUCUGCCCAUCUUUCCCUAGAGCCAAGCUUCCCGAAGAGCGGGGGCAACCACCGUUGGCACGGAGCCCCACCUCCCUUCCUGCCUCUGAACUCAGUCAGCCGCCUGCCACGUGCCCUCCUGGGGCAUACCGGCGAUUCCGGGACGAUAGCCCCGAGGCCGUCCGCCGAAGCUGCGGGAAGGACGCCGGGGACCGAGGGGCGGGAUGCCUUAACCAAGUUCAGUAUUUGACUAAUUGUUCGUUUUUAUUAAAAAAGUUCUGGGUUUUUU
This is a messenger RNA of Tachyglossus aculeatus (Australian echidna), 2056 nucleotides long. It is a transcript of the gene GAL3ST1, whose product is annotated as galactose-3-O-sulfotransferase 1. Gene Ontology annotation, molecular function: galactosylceramide sulfotransferase activity. The record is from RefSeq and is a predicted model, not a curated record. Gene Ontology annotation, biological process: myelination; galactosylceramide biosynthetic process. Gene Ontology annotation, cellular component: membrane. The transcript is spliced from 4 exons. Lineage: Eukaryota; Metazoa; Chordata; Mammalia; Monotremata; Tachyglossidae. Bases 437 to 1690 code for a protein of 417 amino acids.